Messenger RNA from Serinus canaria (Common canary), 3473 nucleotides. It is a transcript of the gene NCKAP5L, whose product is annotated as NCK associated protein 5 like. The record is from RefSeq and is a predicted model, not a curated record. NCBI's taxonomy places the organism in Eukaryota, Metazoa, Chordata, Aves, Passeriformes, Fringillidae. Gene Ontology annotation, biological process: microtubule bundle formation; microtubule depolymerization. Gene Ontology annotation, cellular component: microtubule plus-end. Bases 121 to 3267 code for a protein of 1048 amino acids. The transcript has 12 exons.
GUCCCGCCCCGGUCCCGGUCCCAGCCCCGGCCAUGCCGUCCCGGCCCCGGCCCUGGCCCCGCCGUAGCCCCCGGUGACACCGCACAGGUUCGGGGCUGGGGACAUCCGGAGCCAGCAGCGAUGUCGGAGAGCGUGGCCGAGGCGCCGGGAGCCGGGAGCCCCGCGGCGCUGGGAGAGGAGGGCACCAGCCAUGAGCUGCUGCAGCGCCUGCGGGAGCUGGAGGCAGAGAACUCAGCCCUGGCCCAGGCCAAUGAGAACCAGCGGGAGACGUAUGAGCGCUGCCUGGACGAGGUUGCUAACCACGUGGUGCAGGCACUGCUCAACCAAAAGGACCUGCGUGAGGAGUGCAUCAAGCUGAAGAAACGCGUCUUCGAGCUGGAGCGGCAGAACCAGGUGCUGAGUGACCUGUUCCAGCAGAAGCUGCAGCUCUCCACUGGGUCCCUCCCUCAGCUGCCGCUGCACCCGGUGCCAGUGCCCCCGGAUGUCCCAGUGACCCCCCCGCCAGGCUCUGCUGAGCAAGAGCCCCCCCUGCUGCUCCCUGGCCUCUGUCUGUCCCUGCCUGAGGUGCUUCCACCAGUGCCAUCGGGCAGCCCUGGGCUCAGCCCCGGUGCCCCGCCCCUGGAUGCCCUGUCCCCAUUCUUCAAAAAGAAAGCCCAAAUCCUGGAGGUGCUGCGCAAGCUGGAGGAGACAGACCCUCUGUUGGGACCCCCCCCCGCCUCCCCCGGCUCCCCCGAGCCCUGCGCAGCCCUGGCUUGGCCCCCCUGCCCGCUGCGGGGGCCAGGGGCUGCGGGGGGCUGGCGGGGCACCGAGGGCAGCCCCUGCUCCUCUCCCGAGGAAGGGGGGCCGCCGCGGGGGGCUCUGCUCAGCGCCUUGGCCGAGCGGCUGCUGAGAGGUGAGGGGGGGGGCUGCUGCCGGCGCAACGGGGAAGCCCCCGGGGGCCCCCCUCGGCAGCGGCGCGGGGAGCACCCCGCUUUCCUGGGACUCUACACUCCGGGUGAGGAGAGCCCCGAGGGGGGCUUCACCCCGCUCUCACCUGGCGGGGUCCCCAACCCCCUGCCCUCCCCCACCAAGGUGCUCAAACUGCCGCCCCCCCCCGCGGGGCUGCGCCUCAGCCCCCAGCUCGCCCACCCCUCCAAGAUCCCCUGUCGCGGUGCCCACCCCGAGGCCUCACCGGUGCUCAGCCGCCGCCCAUCCCCCGAUGCCGCCCCAGACCCCGGCUCCACCGAGCCCCAGGCCUUCCCCCACCCCCGCACCUUCGAGGUGGUCGAGCAGCCCCCCGUGCCCCCCGUGUCCCCGGCACCCGCGGUCGGCGGGGAGCGGGCGGCCGCUUCCCCCCCUAGCUCUCGCCGUGGCACGGGGGCCUCGGCCCCCUGCCGCCGCCCUGGCAAGAAGCCCCCCGAGCCGGGCUACCUGCCCUUCAAGGAGCGCCUGGCAGCCCUGGGCAAGCUGCGGGGGGCUGAGGGCCGCGAACCGCCCGGCCCGGGGCGGCCCGAACGGGGCCAUGGGGCCGAGCUACGCCCCCCGGCCCGGGGGGGUUUGGGGGGCAGCCUGAAGCACCCCGAGCCAGCGCACGGCGCGGAGCCCCUGGCCCGCUGCUACUCUUCCGGCUCCAUGGGCGACCCCGGCAAGGCGGGGGGCAAGGGCCGCCCCGGCACCGGCCGGACACCCUCCCGGACCCCCCCCACGCCCCCCGCCAAAACCUCCCGCAGCCCCCACGGCAGCCCCACCAAGCUGCCCACCAAGGCAGGCAAAGCCGGGGCACAGCGGGGCGAGGAGCCCGCGGGCGCCAAGGCGGGCGGGGGUCCCCACAAAACCCCCGCGGACCCCGCGGAGCCCACGGGGCCGGCGCCGAGCGCCGCGGGGCACUCGGCCAUCGAGGAGAAGGUGAUGAAGGGCAUCGAGGAGAACGUGCUGCGGCUGCAGGGGCAGGAGCGGGCGCCGGGCGCCGAGGCCAAGGGCAAGGCAGCCGGGCUGGCGAGCUGGUUCGGGCUGCGGCGCAGCAAACUGCCCGCGCUGAGCCGGAGAGGGGACGGCGGGCGCGGGCGCGAGUGGGCUGGGACCCCCGCACCCCUUCGCCGAGAGGUCAAGCUGGCCGCCCGCAAGCUGGAAGCCGAGAGUCUCAACAUCUCGAAGCUGAUGGAGAAGGCGGAGGAUCUGCGGAAAGCGCUGCGGGAGGAGCACGCGUUCCUGCAGGGACUGGCGCUGGAGAAGGGGCGUCCCCGUGGGCCCCCGCGAGGCCCCGGCCCCCUCCCUGUCAUGUACCAGGAGGUGACGGCCGAGACCUUCAUGCAGCAGCUGCUGGACAGGGUGGACGGGAAGGACGUCCCCUACGAGACCCGCCUGGAGCACAAGCGGGAGCUUUGUGACCUCCGGAGGGUCCCCCCCGACGCCAAAGAACCCCGGCUCUGCCGCCCGCCCCGCAACGGCAUCGUGGGACACCUGCGGGAGCCCUCGGACAAGGUGAGGACCCCGCAGGCCUCCGCUCCGGGGGGACCCCGCAGCCCUUCAGCCUCUGCAUCCCCGCAGGUGCCCGACGUGGGGCUCCGGGAUGAGCUGCCGUCCGACGAGAGCCUGUCCGAGUCGGGGACUGGGCAGCAUUUCGCCGCCUGCGGGUCUCUGACGCGGACACUGGACAGCGGAAUCGGGACCUUCCCGCCCCCCGACUACGGGGGGGUCCCCGCCAAGAACACCCCCAAACCGCGGGGCCGCCCCGAGCCGCUGCCCGGAGCCGUGCCGGCCGCCGUCACCAAAGUGCCGCGCAAGGCCCGGACGCUGGAGCGGGAGGUGCCCAGCGCCGAAGAGCUUCUGGUACCGGGAAAACACCGGAGCGCUCCGGGCUGCCGCCUCCCUGCCCCCCCCAGCUCGCACGGGCACCGCGCCGCACCCCAAGACACCGGGGAUGACGCCAGGAAGCCGCGGCGUGUCCAGCAGAGCAAGAACUGGACCUUCCCCAACGCCAAAGCCUGCGGCGCUGCUGACCCCUUCGUGUGCCCCCCCGGCGGGCUGGAGGGGCUGCAUCGGCCUGUGCAGGCCCCCGUGUGCAGCCCCGCGGGGCAUCGAGGGGCAUCCCCGGAGGCUCCCCCACCUCUGCCCCCCGCCCUGAGCACUAGCAGCAGCCGGACCCCCAGCGCCUCAGACGUGGGGGACGAGGGCAGCACGGAGGCACGGUCCCGGGACGGGGGGCACGGCCCCGCCGGGCUGGAACACUCCGAGUCCCUCAGCGAUUCGCUCUACGACAGCCUCUCCUCCUGCGGCAGCCAGGGCUGAGCCGCCCCGGCCCCGCUCCCGCGUCUUCCAGCCCGUCCCCGCUGCUCCCCGCUCCUGCUCUGAGGGUGCUGCCCGGGCCGGGAGUGUCCGGUGUCUGUCGCUCCCUCUCCCGGCUCUCUCCGAUGGUGCUAUGGCCCUGUACAGCCCCCGCCGAUGGGUUUUUAACUCAAUAAAGCCACCCCUCCCCAGCCCGGGUUAUUUAUACA